AUGAUUCCGGCGAACAGAACCAAAGCUCUUUUAACAAUCCUGACACAAACCAAAACACUACACCAUACUCAGCAAGUUCACGCCAAGGUCAUAAUCCAUGGAUUAGAAGAAGAAGUUGUUCUGGGAUCCAGUGUCACUAACGCUUAUAUCCAAUCGGAUCGUCUCGAUUUCGCUACUGCUUCUUUCAAUCGAAUCCCUUCCUGGAAGAGGAAUCGACAUUCGUGGAAUACGAUUCUCUCUGGUUACUCCAUAUCCAAGAAUUAUGGUGAAAUCUUAAGACUUUACAACCGAAUGAUGAGGAAUUGUGAUGGAUCCGUCGACAGUUUCAAUUUGGUAUUUGCGAUUAAAGCUUGUGUUGGUUUAGGUCUUUUGGAAAAUGGGUUGGAGAUUCACGGCUUGGCGAUGAAGUGUGGGUUGGAUAAGGACGAUUACGUUGCUCCGUCGUUGGUUGAGAUGUAUGCACAAUUCGGUACUAUGGAAAGUGCGCAGAAGGUGUUCGACGAAAUUCCUGUGAGAAACUCAGUACUAUGGGGAGUUUUGAUGAAAGGGUAUUUGAAAUACUCCAAGGACCCAGAAGUAUUCCGUUUGUAUAAUCUCAUGAGAGGCACAGGUUUUGUGCUCGACGCGCUUACUUUGAUAUGUUUGGUAAAGGCUUGUGGAAAUACUUUUGCUGGCAAAGAAGGGAAAUCAGUGCAUGGAAUGUCCAUUAGAAGGAGCUUUAUAGAUCAGAGUGGUUAUUUACAAGCCUCGAUCAUAGAUAUGUAUGUGAAAUGCGGAUUGUUGGACAACGGCCGAAAACUUUUUGAAAAAAGUGGUGAUAAGAAUGUGGUAAUGUGGACUACUCUGAUUUCUGGAUUUGCAAAGUGUGCGAGAGCUAUGGAAGCAUUUGAUCUGUUCAGGCAGAUGCAGGGAGAAUCGAUACCUCCAAAUCAGUGUACUUUGGCAGCCCUUCUUGUUUCUUGCUCGAGCUUGGGAUCUCCAAGGCACGGGAAAAGUGUUCACGGCUACAUGAUAAGGAAUGAGAUUGAAAUGGACGCUGUAAAUUUUACAGCUUUCAUUGAUAUGUAUGCCAGAUGCGGUAAUAUUCAAAUGGCUCGGAAAGUUUUUGAUAUGAUGCCAGAGAGAAAUGUGAUAUCUUGGAGCUCGAUGAUUAAUGCUUUUGGGAUAAAUGGUCUGCUGGAAGAAGCUCUGGAUUGCUUUGAUAAAAUGAAGUCGCAGAAUCUAGUUCCAAACUCCGUGACAUUUGUUUCGCUUUUGUCAGCCUGUAGCCACUCGGGAAACGUCCAAGAAGGAUGGAAGCAGUUUGGAUCGAUGACAAGCGACUACGGGAUUGCGCCAGAGGAAGAACAUUACGCAUGUAUGGUAGAUUUGCUAGGUCGAGCUGGUAAAAUUGGGGAAGCUAAGUCUUUUAUUGACAACAUGCCUGUGAAACCAAUGGCCAGUGCUUGGGGAGCUCUUCUGAGUGCAUGUAGAAUCCAUAAAGAAGUCGACUUGGCAGAAGAAAUUGCAGAGAAGCUCUUAUCAAUGGAACCCGAUGAAUCAAGCCUCUACGUCUUGCUUUCUAACAUAUAUGCUGAUGCUGGGAUGUGGGAGAUGGUGAAUCAUGUGAGACGGAAAAUGGGCAUCAAACGAUAUCGAAAACCCAUUGGACUAUCUGCCACUGAAGUCUGCUAG
Arabis nemorensis is the source of this 1674-nucleotide messenger RNA. The record is from the annotation of a GenBank genome assembly. NCBI's taxonomy places the organism in Eukaryota, Viridiplantae, Streptophyta, Magnoliopsida, Brassicales, Brassicaceae.